AUGGACGGCUUCCUCAGUACCCUGGCCGGGCCUACUCACAAGGCCCAGACUCCCAAUAUGGCGUCGACCUCUCCGAUCUCCACAUGCUCCAGCUCAGACGGCACCACACUAGCAGAUAUCGGAGCGGAAUUAAAACGCAUUGCAACAGCGAUGGUCACUAAAGAUGACCUCACACACCUAUCCUCUAAACUCCAUGAGGCAAUUAAAACAGAAAUGGCCGGCUUGAAGGGAGAGGUUAAAGCACAGGAAAACCGCACCCUGCAACUGGAACAAAAAGCACAGACAGCAGAGGAUCACUCCACAGCCCUAAAACGCCACGAGACAGCAACUGGAGGAUCAUGA
Molecule: messenger RNA, 342 nt
Organism: Pelobates cultripes (western spadefoot toad)
Lineage: Eukaryota; Metazoa; Chordata; Amphibia; Anura; Pelobatidae
Source: the annotation of a GenBank genome assembly